Messenger RNA from Fimicolochytrium jonesii, 1713 nucleotides. RefSeq lists its product as uncharacterized. Bases 87 to 1517 code for a protein of 476 amino acids. Gene Ontology annotation, molecular function: dihydrolipoyllysine-residue succinyltransferase activity. NCBI's taxonomy places the organism in Eukaryota, Fungi, Chytridiomycota, Chytridiomycetes, Spizellomycetales, Powellomycetaceae. Gene Ontology annotation, cellular component: oxoglutarate dehydrogenase complex. Gene Ontology annotation, biological process: tricarboxylic acid cycle. The record is from RefSeq and is a predicted model, not a curated record. The transcript is spliced from 10 exons.
GCGGAAUUCACUCUGGCUCCCUCGUCGUCGUCGUUGGGGCUUGCUCCAAAAAGUGCUCAACAUUUGCAGCUAAAGCAUUCGCUACGAUGUCGGCUAUAAUACAAACAACACAAAAACAAACAACGAUGCUCUUACCCGUCGUCACCAGAGCCGUAUCGCAACGCACGGCCACUAGGUCGCUGUGCCGGUCCGCGUCCACCUUCUCGCGGAUCGUCGGUCCAUCUGCCGCCCGCCUGACCCCAGCCACUGCCAACGGAUUGAGAACUCUCCCUACUCAGAGUCGUAAUGCCCUCUCUCGUUUUGGUCAAGCCCGGUUUAUGGCCGAUAAGAUUAUCAAAUGCCCACCAAUGGCGGAAUCGAUUCAGGAGGGAACUCUCACUCAGUGGCACAAACAGGUCGGAGAGUUCAUCGCUCGCGACGAAGUGAUUGCCACCAUUGAGACCGACAAGGUUGAUGUGACGGUGAACUCGCCGGAAUCCGGGAAGGUGCUUGAGCACUUUGCGAACGAAGGCGACACAAUUUCCGUUGGAGGAAAUUUGUUCAAGAUUGAACUGGGAGAUGCUCCCGCCGAAGAGUCGGCUCCCGCUGCGGAGAAGGAGGCACCAAAAGCUGAGGCACCAAAAGCUGAGGCACCCAAGCCAAAAGAGGAGGAGUCAAAGAAGGAGACUGCCAAGCAGGAGAGCAAACCGGAACCAAAGAAGGCUGACGCCUCUAAGAUCGCCGCACCUGCGGCUUCAAAACCCCCGGCUCCCAAGCCAAGUUCUAAGGCCCAAGCCCCUGUUGAGGGUGAGGAAUUCGCUGGUCAGCUGCCCGGAUCCAGGACAGAACGCAGGGUGAAAAUGAACCGCAUGAGGCUGAGGAUCGCUGAGCGUUUGAAGGAGUCCCAAAAUGUCGCUGCAUCGUUGACAACGUUCAACGAGAUUGACAUGACAAACCUCAUCGAAAUGCGCAAAAAGUACAAGGAGCUCGUCCUGGAGAAACACGGCGUGAAGCUCGGAUUCAUGGGCGCUUUCAUUAAAGCGGCCUCCGUCGCACUGAAGGAAGUCCCCGGUGUCAACGCCUCCAUUGAAGGCGGUGACAUUGUUUACCACGACUUUGUCGACGUCAGCGUCGCCGUCGCAACACCUAAGGGUCUCGUGACCCCGGUCUUGCGCAACACCGAGUCGCUUUCCAUCGUUGAAGUUGAGAAGGCACUUUCUGCGCUCGGAAAGAAGGCCCGUGACAACCAAAUUACCAUUGAGGACAUGGCUGGAGGUACAUUUACCGUGUCCAACGGUGGUGUCUUCGGAUCCCUCUACGGAACCCCCAUCAUCAACCAACCCCAGUCCGCUAUCCUGGGCAUGCACGCCACGAAAGAGAGGGCCGUCGUCGUCAACGGAAAGGUGGAAGCUCGCCCCAUGAUGUACAUUGCACUGACCUACGACCACCGCGUCAUUGACGGACGUGAGGCCGUCACAUUCCUUGUCAAGGUCAAGGAAAUCAUCGAAGACCCUACAAGAUUGCUUUUGGAUGUUUAAACGAAAGCUCUCCCGUCAUGUUAUAGGCUAACCCCCGAGUGUUUUGCCCCAUCUCUCUCAUUUGAAAUCAUAAUACAAUACCUCUUCGACCAAUGUUUCUAUGAUGAGUUGCGAAUUCCAAACGAAGUUGAUAUGAGAUUCCUCUCAACUUUAUGGGACGGGCCAUGCGUUGCAUUCAUUUGAGCAGAUAGUGACC